UCUGUUGAUGAACUUCUGGCCAAUGAUUGACUGCCUAUUGUUGAUUGACGUCAGUCCAGAUAUGCUGUUAACGUAGUGGUUGCUGAUGUAUUUUGGUAGUCUGUUAGCCAUUUUUGUUGCCAAUUCAUCUGCUAUAGGACAGGAAGCGAGGAAAGGAAGCAUUAAUUGUUUAGAAAAAAUAAUUAUGACCAAUGACAUCUCGGUAACUGCAUGUGAGUUACCACCUUAUUCAUCGCCAUUGGACAACAUUAACUCUUUAAUCGUUGAUUGGACAACAUCGUUGCAACGCUUUUUCAAGCUUUUAAUUUUAUUGCGGAUGUUUUGGUUCCAAUCGAAAAAAAAUCAGAAACGGGUGUAAUUUAGCUAGUUGACUCAAGCCGAGCAGCUAAAUAACCAGGAAUAUCAUGAAGAGAGUCACUCUGUUUGUCAACGGAACGUCUUCCAAUGGCAAGGUUGUGGCUCUGUAUGGAUCGCUGACAGACCUGCUGUCCGUCGCUAGCAGUAAACUGGGAAUCCGAGCCUCCAGCGUUUAUAACGGGACAGGCGGUCUUAUAGACGACAUAACGCUUAUAAGGGAUGAUGACGUGCUGUAUGUGUCUGAGGGCGAUGCCUUUGAUGAUGCGAGUAAGACAAAGUGUGCAGACCCCCAGGAUGACCCUGAUUGUCCAGACUGGUUCCAAACUCACACUGAUUGGCUGAUGCUCAACGUUGGGGGUUGCUGCUUCACCACCACACGGAGCACUCUGGUCAGUAAAGAACCAGCGAGCAUGCUGGCCCACAUGUUCCGAGACAAAGAUGUGUGGGGUAAUAAACAGGACUCCCAGGGUGCCUACCUGAUAGACAGGAGUCCAGGCUACUUUGAACCAAUCCUCAACUACCUGAGACACGGCCAACUCAUCAUCAAUGACGGCAUCAACCCACUGGGGGUCCUGGAGGAAGCUCGGUUCUUCGGCAUUGAGCAGCUGGCUGAGAAACUGGAGAACCUGAUCAAGAGUUCCCAGCCUGCUGAUGACCACUCCCCUCUAACCAGGAAGGAGUUUGUACGUUUCCUGUUGGCCACACCCACCAAGUCAGAGCUGCGCUGUCAGGGUCUGAACUUCAGCGGUGCAGACCUGUCUCGCCUGGAUCUGCGCUACAUCAACUUUAAGAUGGCCAACCUGAGAGCUGCCAACCUCACUCAUGCCAACCUCAGUGGUGCCAACCUGGAGCGGGCAGACCUGUCCUCAGCCUGCCUUGACGGAGCUAACCUACAGGGUGUUAAGAUGCUGUGUUCUAAUGCGGAGGGUGCAUCUCUGAAAGGCUGUAACUUUGAGGACCCUGCUGGAGUCAAAGCCAACAUGGAGGGUGCCAACCUAAAGGGGGUGGACAUGGAGGGUAGUCAGAUGACGGGUAUCAACCUGCGAGUUGCCACACUGAAGAACGCCAAGCUGAAAAACUGCAACCUGAGAGGAGCUACACUGGCUGGCACAGACCUGGAGCUCCCUCCCUCUCUUUCUCCCCCUCUCUCUCAGAACUGUGACCUGUCUGGAUGUGAUCUACAGGAAGCUAACCUUCGGGGCUCCAACGUGAAGGGAGCCAUCUUUGAAGAGAUGCUGACUCCACUGCACAUGUCUCAGAGUGUACGAUAACCCCACUGCACAUGUCUCAGAGUGUACGAUAACCCCACUGCACAUGUCUCAGAGUGUACGAUAACCCCACUGCACAUGUCUCAGCGAGUGCGAUAAACCCACUGCACAUGUCUCAGCGCGUGCGGUAACCCCACUGCACAUGUCUCAGCGCGUGCGGUAACCCCACUGCACAUGUCUCAGCGCGUGCGGUAACCCCACUGCACAUGUCUCAGCGCGUGCGAUAACCCCACUGCACAUGUCUCAGCGCGUGCGAUAACCCCACUGCACAUGUCUCAGCGCGUGCGAUAACCCCACUGCACAUGUCUCAGCGCGUGCGAUAACCCCACUGCACAUGUCUCAGCGCGUGCGAUAACCCCACUGCACAUGUCUCAGCGCGUGCGAUAACCCCACUGCACAUGUCUCAGCGCGUGCGAUAACCCCACUGCACAUGUCUCAGCGCGUGCGAUAACCCCACUGCACAUGUCUCAGCGCGUGCGAUAACCCCACUGCACAUGUCUCAGCGCGUGCAGUGGGGUUAUCGCACAUGUCUCAGCGCGUGCUAUUCCUCCACUGAACCCCACACAAACAUACACUCCUGGUCCUUAAGUCAUUCCUCCCAAGCCCCUGUGUAGCUCACCACUGAUUUUCUCUUCUCAGAAGAGACUAGUUGCCCAAUACUAUAACAACCCUUAGUAGUCACUUAGCUACCUGAGGGCAGUGUUUGUUCCUCUGACAUGAGUGAAUAUGAAAUGAGACCCAGGAAUGUUUUAGUUCUGGUACACAUGUUUUUUUGUAUAUGGCGUAAAAGGUUCUACAUGUUUGUAAAAUAAUACAUGUAUUUUGAAGGCCAACUUCCGCAACAACAAACAGUGUGAGGCUAAACUUCUGGCUGUUUUGGUCUCGCAGCUAUCACGUUGCAGCAGUGUGAAAUGCACCCAUGCACAUGCGCUUGUCUGCAAUAUCUGAGGUUCAUGGCAAAAGUUAUAUGGCUGAGUCUCACUUUAAUGGGUCCACAUGUACAUUAUCCUACAUGGACUAUCUUCUCCAUGCCAGGGGUUGGAUUUCCAUCACAUGGUGCUACACUUUAUCAUUGUGAAAAGUUGUUCUAUUUUUGUAUCACACUAUCACUGUAUAAUUACUGUCUUAUGUCUUUUGCAAUAAACUUUUAAUAAACAUGUGCAACUUUUAACUUCC
Messenger RNA from Oncorhynchus gorbuscha (pink salmon), 2801 nucleotides. Its product is annotated as BTB/POZ domain-containing protein KCTD9-like. The record is from RefSeq and is a predicted model, not a curated record. The transcript has 13 exons. Lineage: Eukaryota; Metazoa; Chordata; Actinopteri; Salmoniformes; Salmonidae. Bases 405 to 1628 code for a protein of 407 amino acids. Gene Ontology annotation, molecular function: protein binding. Gene Ontology annotation, biological process: protein homooligomerization.